AUCAAAACUCACGACCGGCCACGCCUAAUUAAAAAUGGGAUUGUGCAAGUGUCCAAAAAAAAGAGUUACAAAUCUUUUCUGCUUUGUCCACAGGGUCAAUGUGUGUGAGGACUGUAUGAUCAGACAGCACUCAAGAUGUAUAGUUCAUUCAUAUCUCCAGUGGCUUCAGGAUAGUGAUUAUGAAUCUGUUUGUCUUCUUUGUGCGAAGUCACUAGACUAUGGAGAUGUUGUUCGGCUCUGUUGUCAUGAUUUGUUUCAUGUGUCCUGCCUUGAUGGAUAUGUUCAAUCAGCUACUGGUCAUUCUAAAAGUUACCUUCCAUCUGAACUGAAGUGCCCCCAGUGCAAAGAUUGCUUAUUUCCUUCCAGUCAUGUUGUUUCACCAAUAGCUGAUCAACUGAGGUUAAUAUUAAAAAACUAUUGGUGGGGGAGAGAAGGUCUAGGUCUUGAAACUGAAAUGGGUGAAGUUACUUUUGAAGAUGAUGAAAUAUUGACAACUGGAGAAGGUCUCUCAACAGCACUUGAUAAUCAAGUAACCAGCACUCCUUUAUCUAAUUUUCAGACAUCGCGUGAUAAUCACGUCACAUUGGAGCUUUUUGAGCAGCCUCUGAAUAGAGGAGCUGAGCGACACAAUCCAGUUCCUAUACCUAGUAGUGACUAUUUAGAUGAAGAUAAGUACAAACGGAAAAAUCCUAUUAUUGGAAUGAAGCAUUGGUUCAGGUCACAGCAGUUCAGCAAGUUAUCAUUAGAUGAUUCAAAUGUCACAGUUAAAAGAAACCUUAUUAUUUUCCUGAUAGUGUGCAUGGCAGUAAUGACAUUAAUAGUAUUUAUGACUAGAGUUAGUAGCAGGAGAGACCCUAGUCAGAACUUAGACUGGAAAAUAAACCCUAAUAUAAGGACAGGUCAAUAAUUUUAAUUUUACAUUAUAAGUAACUAAACAGUGGCAUCUUUACAUUGUACACAAUGUAUAUCUAUAGCAAUUUUCAAUAUGAAACUUAUUUCAAUUGUU
This is a messenger RNA of Amphimedon queenslandica, 1006 nucleotides long. RefSeq names its product zinc finger protein-like 1 homolog. The transcript has 8 exons. Gene Ontology annotation, cellular component: Golgi apparatus. Lineage: Eukaryota; Metazoa; Porifera; Demospongiae; Haplosclerida; Niphatidae. Bases 35 to 907 code for a protein of 290 amino acids. The record is from RefSeq and is a predicted model, not a curated record.